Messenger RNA from Pyricularia grisea, 762 nucleotides. RefSeq lists its product as uncharacterized. NCBI's taxonomy places the organism in Eukaryota, Fungi, Ascomycota, Sordariomycetes, Magnaporthales, Pyriculariaceae. The record is from RefSeq and is a predicted model, not a curated record. Bases 1 to 762 code for a protein of 253 amino acids. The transcript is spliced from 2 exons.
AUGAUGGUUCCGUCAAAGACAGAUUUACUGGUGACAAUCACGGGAAUGUUCGUUCAUAGUCAUAGCAUAAGUUUCAAUAGCCAUAAUAGCAGCGGCGUUGACGGCUUCUCCGGCGGAGGGAUUCCUGGAGCCAUCGGGAAUCAGAGGACCUCGGUGUACGGAGACCAGGCACACAGCUUGCAACCAGUCAUACCAUCGAGGCAAAGACAGGCUCAGUAUGGUCACAGAGAGGCCCCUCGCAACGACCAUGGGGACUAUAAUAUUAACGACAGCAGCAACUACUGGGCGUUCAAUAACGGAGGCUCUCUUAUCCGACUCGUAAAGACCGAGCUAGGUCUGCGCAGCACCUCAGACAUCCGGCCACCAGGUGCCAAUGGCGGACGCCCUGCGUUGGCCAAUGGGGGAGGCAUUAAAGCGCCAAGUCCUGGUAGCAACAUUUCCCUGCACCCAUCCUCAUCCGCGUCCAACAUUGAACAUUGCAGGCAGGCACCUCAUCCCCGUCGAGGUCAGGCUACUCCAGAGCUGCCGCCCGAAUCUGGGGAAACCAACUUUGAACGGAGAGCUCAAAUGAGCGAGCAAGUUUUAUCUAAGAAAGUUCAAGACAUGGAACGGCGCUUUGCCAGUAUCGAAGCAUCAAAUUCAUGUACCCGACAUAAGCCGAACGGUGAAGCACCGCGCGAGGCUGCUCGAUUACAUCACCAUGACCUUGGCCUUUGCGAUUUUGCGCAGCUGCGCUGGGCCACAAUCGCCUUGGAUUGUUAG